AUGGCAGUUGGCGCGCUGUCCAGUUCCCUCCUGGUCACCUGCUGCCUGAUGGUGGCUCUGUGCAGCCCGAGCAUCCCGCUGGAGAAGCUGGCCCAGGCGCCGGAGCAGCCGAGCCAGGAGAAGCGCGAGCACGCGUCUCGGGACGGCCCCGGGCGGGUGAGCGAGCUCGGGCGCCCGGCGAGGGACGAAGGCGGCGGCGGCCGGGACUGGAAGAGCAAGGGCGGCCGCGGGCUCGCCAGCCGCGAGGCGUGGAGCAAGCAGAAGCAGGCCUGGGCCGCCUCGGGCGCGGUCGCCAAGGCCGGGGACCUGCAGGUCCGGCCCCGCGGGGACACCCCGCAGGAGGAGCCCCCGGCCGCCGCCCAGGACGCGGCCGGCCCAGACCCCGCGCCUGCGACGGAGCCGCCCGAGGAGUACGCGUACCCGGACUACCGCGGCAAGGGCUGCGUGGACGAGAGCGGCUUCGUGUACGCCAUCGGGGAGAAGUUCGCGCCCGGCCCGUCGGCCUGCCCGUGCCUGUGCACCGAGGAGGGGCCGCUGUGCGCGCAGCCCGAGUGCCCGCGGCUGCACCCGCGCUGCGUCCACGUCGACACCAGCCAGUGCUGCCCGCAGUGCAAGGAGAGGCGCAACUACUGCGAAUUCCGGGGCAAGACUUACCAGACGCUGGAGGAGUUCGUGGCGUCGCCCUGCGAGAGGUGCCGCUGCGAGGCCAACGGGGAGGUGCUGUGCUCCGUGUCCGCGUGUCCCCAGACGGAGUGCGUGGACCCCGUGUACGAGCCCGACCAGUGCUGCCCCAUCUGCAAAAACGGGCCGAACUGCUUCGCGGAGACGGCGGUCAUCCCGGCAGGGAGGGAGGUGAAGACGGACGAGUGCACCGUCUGCCACUGCACCUACGAGGAGGGCACGUGGCGCAUCGAGCGGCAGGCCACCUGCACGCGGCACGAGUGCCGGCAGAUGUAGACCCAGGCCGCGCGCCGCGCCGACCUCUCCUGCGGGGCGCUCCCCUGCUGCGGCCGCGCCGCCAGACCCUGGGAGAGGCCGCCCGGAAGGAGAAGACUUUGGCUGGGGGCUAACGGAACAUUGCCAGUACUUUGGCUUCUCUUGGUAACGGUUACCCCAAGAGAAGGAAAUGCAUAUAUUUCAAAAGCUCCGCGAGAACUGGGGGCGUCCGGCCCCGCUCUAAAUAAAUGUGCUAUUUUCACAGUAAGUACCCUCCCGUGCACUGUCAUAUAUGAACUGUGUUUCUAUA
Molecule: messenger RNA, 1246 nt
Organism: Pteronotus mesoamericanus
Lineage: Eukaryota; Metazoa; Chordata; Mammalia; Chiroptera; Mormoopidae
Gene: VWC2
Product: von Willebrand factor C domain containing 2
Exons: 3
Coding region: 1-957 (318 amino acids)
Biological process (GO): negative regulation of BMP signaling pathway
Cellular component (GO): AMPA glutamate receptor complex
Molecular function (GO): protein binding
Source: RefSeq, a predicted model, not a curated record